GAUUAGCAAAAAGUGAAACACGUAAACUCGGGGAUAGAUGAUCUCAACUGAAGCAUAUGAAUAUAAAACUAGAUUCCAGUUUGAUUAGCAAAAAGGAUUGGGGGGAAUUAAUUAAGCAUGGGUGGGAUGGCGAGGAGCUGCGUACAAUCAAUUCUAAAGUUGGUGAACUCGGUGAAUGGGAUGGUUGGGCUGGCCAUGGUUUUGUACUCGUUGUGGUUGAUUAGAGCCUGGCACAAGAGCAUGGCUGACUUGCCAUUUGAAGACUCUGAUUAUCCAACAAUCCCUUGGUUCAUAUACAUUUUUCUUGGCCUUGGGGCUACUCUGUGUGUGAUCACAUGUUCAGGACAUAUUGCUGCAGACACUGCAAAUGGUUGUUGCCUUUAUUUGUACAUGCUGUUUGUCUUUUUACUCCUCAUGCUUGAAACUGGAGUGACUGCUGAUAUAUAUUUAAACCAUGACUGGGAAGAGGACUUUCCUGAUGAUCCAACUGGGAGAUUUGAUCAAUUCAAAGCAUUUGUAAGGUCAAACUUGGACAUCUGCAAAUGGAUUGGCAUGUCAGUUAUAUGCGUACAGGGACUUACAUUGUUAUUGGCAAUGAUACUCAAAGCUUUUGGGCUACAUCAUUAUUAUGAUAGUGAUGAUGAUGAUGUUCCUGAGAGGGUUUCACUGCUGAAUCACCCCAAUCCUUAUGUCGUUGGCGACCCUAUUUAUGGUUCCAAAAAUGAUGCUUGGCAUAUAAGGAUCAACAGCAAGACAAACAGGUAAAUUGGUUUGCAUCAAGUUGCCCCUACUUGUCGCUCAUGCAGAGGCAAAAUAAGUGCGUUGUCAUCUGCAUCUGAUGUUUGUAGGACAAGUCAGUAUUGGAGGUUUAACAUGCAUCAUUCACUUACAAAAGACGGGAGGUGGAAUUAUUGUUGUAAAGAAGUACAAAUUUGAACUCUGUCGCUGUAUACCCAACCAAAACUAAUGAAAUUAACACCUGGUCUAUUUUUGUAUGUAGGAAUUGAUGGUGCUGAAAUAGCCUCACAAUUUAACCCUGCAAAAUGUAGUUGUCAGUAUAUGA
Rosa chinensis is the source of this 1063-nucleotide messenger RNA. RefSeq names its product tetraspanin-19. Gene Ontology annotation, cellular component: membrane. Lineage: Eukaryota; Viridiplantae; Streptophyta; Magnoliopsida; Rosales; Rosaceae. The transcript is spliced from 6 exons. The coding region runs from base 118 to 765 and encodes 215 amino acids. The record is from RefSeq and is a predicted model, not a curated record.